Molecule: messenger RNA, 711 nt
Organism: Penicillium manginii
Lineage: Eukaryota; Fungi; Ascomycota; Eurotiomycetes; Eurotiales; Aspergillaceae
Product: lysozyme
Exons: 2
Coding region: 1-711 (236 amino acids)
Biological process (GO): peptidoglycan catabolic process; cell wall macromolecule catabolic process; carbohydrate catabolic process
Molecular function (GO): lysozyme activity
Source: RefSeq, a predicted model, not a curated record
AUGACUUCUACCGUCAAGGCUGCCGCUCUUUCCCUCCUGCUGGUCGCCGCCGCGAAUGCUAGUCCCCUUGAGGCCCGCGCCAGCGGUGUUCAAGGCUUCGACAUCUCCAACUACCAAGCUGAUGUGGACUUUGCCGGUGCCUAUGGAGCCGGUGCCCGAUUCGUCAUGAUCAAGGCCACCGAGGGCACCAGCUACAUUGAUAAGUCCUUCUCCAGCCACUACGAGGGUGCAUCCUCAGCCGGUCUCAUCCGAGGCGGCUACCACUUUGCGCAACCCGCCUCCAGCUCCGGUGCCAGCCAGGCCGAGUAUUUCCUGGCCCACGGUGGCGGCUGGUCUAACGAUGGCAAGACUCUCCCCGGAAUGUUGGACCUAGAGUACAACCCAUCCGGCUCGACCUGUUACGGCCUCAGUGCAUCCAGCAUGGCCGCCUGGGUCAAGGAUUUUGGCGAGACCUACAAGAGCAAGACUGGCCGCUACCCCAUGAUCUAUACCACCGCCGACUGGUGGAAGACUUGCACGGGUAACAACGGGAACUUUGGUGCCGACUACCCUCUGGUUCUGGCGCAGUACGCCAGCUCCGUUAGCACGGUUCCCAAUGGCUGGUCGACCCAGAGCUUCUGGCAGAACUCGGAUUCUUAUAAGUAUGGUGGUGACUCAGAUCUGUGGAAUGGUAGCGAGGAUAACCUCAAGAAGUUUGCCAAGGGUUCAUAG